GAGAUUAUGUUUUUUAUUUUUUAUCUUCCGAUCUUCGGUCCUCAAGGCCUAGGCAAUAACUUUCGUCUGGGUACUGGCAAUACGAACUCAGCUACAUAUCCAGUGCUGCUCAACUCUCUCUUACAUGUUCGAGUAACCAAGGUGGCUGUUCAUUCGGGUGGUCAGCACUGUUUGGUGCUGACUUCUGAUGGCCUUGUUUUCUCCUGGGGUGAGGGAGCUGACGGACGGUUAGGCCACGGGGACACUAAUUGUCGCGAGCUACCAGAGCAGGUUGUUUCUCUUCCUCGUGGAAUAGUGGAUGUUGUGGCCGGAGGUGCGCAUAGUGCUGCCAUAACAGAAAGUGUAAGUAUCCUAGAGCUAAUUGCCCCACUUCAUCCAAUUUCAAUUCACGUAGUUUGA
Protopolystoma xenopodis is the source of this 399-nucleotide messenger RNA. Lineage: Eukaryota; Metazoa; Platyhelminthes; Monogenea; Polystomatidea; Polystomatidae. The record is from the annotation of a GenBank genome assembly.